AUGGACAACAAGGCCGAAAAAAUUGCUGCUGCGAGAAUAAAGCUGAAGCAGUACCAAACGAGGCGAAAGGAUCGACCGGAGACGGAGACCAACCAGACGGAAGAAGAACCGACACCCCCCGAUCGGACCGUGUUUUCGGAGCCACCCACGUCAUCGGCCGCCUCGUCCACAACCAACGAAGUGGCCGCCUAUAUACCGCCACCGAAUCAGCGACCGGAAUCCGACAAUCCGUACCGUACCACAACAGACCUUUCGCACUACUUUGCGGCCACCACCAGCAACGAUGGGCCAGCCGAGUACCCGUUCGGUAACCAGCUAUCGUCGGUGGCGGCCGGUGUUGGUGAACUGUUUGGAGCCGCUGAACCACAGAUUGCACCGAUGGCGAUGCCCGCCACGCGAGAACCACCCGCGAUCCCGAUCGAUGCGAACGUGUACAACAUUAGCAAAAUCUCCGACGAAAUCGGUAACUUGAUCGCAAAUGCAAACGCCGACCUCGGGCCACAGAACACGAUCCUCGAGCUGGAAUCGGAAAAGGCCGAUCUCGGGCGACAGUUAAACGCCGAGAAGCUCGAGAACGACGAGCUGCGAUUGCGGCUGCGCAACAACCAGUCCCUGGUCGAUGAGCUGCAGAUCGAGAUCGAGCGACUGCGGGUGGAGAACAGCACACGGGUGACGGUGGAGCUGGGACCGCUGCAGGAACAGCUACAGCUACAAAUCCAAGCGGUGGGCGUGUUGGUUGGCGAAAAGGCGGAACUGACCUCUUCGCUGGCCAAAUGCCAAUCGUUGGUAAAGGAGCGGACGGUAGCCUGCGAGGAGCUGCACAACCGGCUAGUGGCCAGCGAGUCCACGGUAAAACAGUUGUCCCGCCAGCUGGAGGAAGUGCGCAGUGAAGGACAGCGGUAUGAGCGGCUAGAGGAAACGAUCGGCGCCCAGGUCGCUGAAUAUCAGCGGGAGGCCGAGCGAUUCCGCAAGCUGCACGACGAUCUGCAGGAAGACUUGGCCGAACUGCGACAGAAGCUGACCGUUCGCAACGAAGAGUACCAAGGGGCUCAGCAGGCGCUUGAACAGACGCGCUCGGAUCUGGCACUGGCCCGGAUACGGAUCGAUCAGCUGAGCGGUACCGAUGCCGAGGGGCACGAGGACAGCAACGCGAAGAUCGAAUCGCUCACCCAGCAGAACAUGAUCAAGGCACAGCAGCUGAAGGAUCUGCAGGAAAUGGUGAAGCAAAUCGGCACGGAGCGCGACCAGAGCAACCAGCAGUACCAGAGCUACGUGUUGCACCUCAACAAAGAGAUCGCUAACCUUGCGGAAAAGAUCGUGGAGCUGACGAAUGAAAACAACAAGUUGGCGAAGAGCGAAGAAGCGGCCGUAAGAUUCGCGAACGAGCUGGAACGCCAAAUACAGCAACAGUUGCAGCGACAGCAAACACUGACGGAAGCGGCUCGAGACACGACGGAACCUCGCGAUCACGAACGACAUGAGGACGCGGCAGAGUACCGACAGAAGCUCGAAGCACUUCAGAAGCGCUACGACGAGCUGGAACGUGAGUGUGAUACGUUGAAGGGCGGAAUGAGCGCAAAGGAUGAGGAACGGAGUCACUGCGAGACACUGUUGAGGCAGUCGGAGGAGCAGGUAGCGCUGCUACAGCUUACAGUCGAGCGAUUGCAACUCGAUAAGCCGGAUGUGGCGAAACUGUUGGCGGAGAUAGAAAGCGGAAAGGUGGGCGCAUCGCGUGCCGUCACACAGAACCGUGAGCUGAAGGAGCAACUGGAGGAAAUGCAGCGUGCAUUCGUGCAGAUUAGCAAUGAUAAACUAAACCUGACCGAUCAGCUGCAGACCGAGCUGCAUCUUGGUAAGGAAAUGAAGGCAAACUACGGCCAUCUCGAGACGGAGCUAGCGACCAUCCGUGAACAGCUGCACUACAAGGACGAAGAGAUGAUCCGGUUGGCGCACGAGAACACCGAGCUGAGUAAGCAGGUGCUACAGCAGAGUCAGGAGAUCGAUCGAUUAAGGUACUACGAAUCACGCUCGAACGAUGCGGCUACGCUGCAACGCGAGCUGGAAACACAGCGUCACACGGUCGAGGAGCUGGAGCGACAGCUACGCAGUACCUCGCCGCCAUCCGAGCACACGAAAAUGAAUGGCGUCGAGUCCGAGGAUGCACCACCGCGAGCAGCAGUGGCGACGGAGGCGGAAGAUCGUGAUGCGGAGCGGCAUGAGAUUGAAACUUUGCGGCAGGAAAAGGAAGAGCUGCUGCGCGCACUGAACCGUUUCCAGCAGGAUCGUGCGACUGCCGGUAGUGAUCCGGUAGCGGAGAACGAACGGCGAACCGGCGGUGAACGGUGUUCAUCGAUUGUCAGCAGCAUCCCGACGCAGGAGGCGAUGGAAAAGCUGCAGGCACGCUUCAAGCGUACGAUGAUGGAGGUAGCGGAGCUAACGGAGGAACGGCAACGGCUCGAGCAUCUUGUGAUGCAGCUGCAGGGAGAAACGGAAACGAUUGGCGAGUACAUCACCCUCUAUCAGCAGCAGCGUCGCAUGCUGAAGCAGAAGGACAUGGAGCGUGAUCUGCAGCUGCAGCAGCUGGCAGACGAUCGGGAAAUGAUGAAACUAAAGCUCAAAGAGCUUAACUAUCUCGUCCAUCGUUUGGUGCACGAACAGCAGGGCAAUGGUGGUGAUGCCGGCGGUGUUGAGCACCAUCAUCAUCAUCACCACGAUCACAGGCACACAGGCAUUUCCGACCACGGUGUCGACGAUAGGCCAGGCUCGCCUGCCAGCGCUACCCAUUCCGGAUCGGAACAUCCUCCACCAACACCGGCAAUCGAAGCGAUCGCAAAUGGAGAGGUGGACGAAGCGCUGCCAAAGGUUCAGAUUAAAGCAACCGAAACGGCUGGCCGGAUCCUAUCGCUGCUGACCGACAUUAAAGAGGCUAACAUACCGUACGGUAGUGGGGUACAGCAUUGUUCCUGCUGCUCCGGCCGGCUUGAAACGGUGUAAGCCCGUAGUCCACGACCGGGUGUGCCCCCCCGACCUCUGUUUAUUGUCUCCUUUAUGUCUACAAGUGCUUAUACAUACAUAAUUAUGUAUUUUAUUGAACGGUUUCUGUUCCACCUGCGUUCCUGUUUCCAUCUUCUCUUCUAUUCAUUCCCUAAGUCCGGCUGGUCGGUCCCACCCUAGCGGACCGGUAUAAAGCCAACGACACAUGCCUAGCACCGUUAUUGGAAAAAUAAAAUAACUGUGUCCAACAAACAG
Anopheles aquasalis is the source of this 3249-nucleotide messenger RNA. Its product is annotated as golgin subfamily A member 2-like. Lineage: Eukaryota; Metazoa; Arthropoda; Insecta; Diptera; Culicidae. Gene Ontology annotation, cellular component: Golgi apparatus; Golgi cisterna membrane; Golgi cis cisterna. The record is from RefSeq and is a predicted model, not a curated record. Gene Ontology annotation, biological process: Golgi organization.